AUGGAUCCUUCGGAGUGGCUUAGAAAAUCUAUUACUGAAAAACAUAUAAAUUUUUAUCAUUACUCUGACUUUGUUAAUAGGGAGAAAACUAAUGAAGGAGGAUUUGGAACUAUUCAGAAAGCCGAAUGGAAGGGCUAUGGCUUAUUCGUUGCCCUUAAAAGCUUAAAAAUUAAUGAAAACUAUGAAAAAUUUGUUAAAGAG
Messenger RNA from Racocetra fulgida, 201 nucleotides. Lineage: Eukaryota; Fungi; Glomeromycota; Glomeromycetes; Diversisporales; Gigasporaceae. The record is from the annotation of a GenBank genome assembly.